AACGCGGUGCCUUGUACAUACUUCAGCAACAACAGCAUAUUCUUCCAGUCGCGUGUGUCCACCGAUGCGACUAUAUAUCUGUUGAUUGAGUUGCCUCCUAAUCACAAAGAACUCCACCCAUAUAAUAACACCGCCGAGACCCCCAGGCCGCGAGAUACUCAACUUCACCGCCCGCAACGCGAACUACAGUAGCCACCAGCCAUGUCGUCAGCGGAGGAGACACCCAUCAAGCAAGAUGCUGCUGCCGGAGAGACACCAUCAGACUCAAUCGAGCAAUCUCAGGUCGAUGGCAGCGGCCCGGAGGGCAAUGGCUCUGAACUGACCGACACUAAGUUCAAUGUCGAGGUCAAGCUUGCCGACUUGCAGGCUGACCCCAACAACCCUCUGUUCUCAGUCAAGUCGUUCGAAGAUCUACAACUUUCCGAGGCACUCCUUAAAGGCAUCCGCAACAUGAACUUCCGCAAACCGUCCAAAGUUCAAGAAAAGGCUUUGCCUCUACUUCUGUUGAAUCCACCAACGAACAUGAUUGCGCAAUCUCAGUCCGGAACUGGCAAGACUGCCGCCUUUUCGCUCAAUAUUCUUUCCCGUAUCGACCUCUCCAACCCCGAACCCCAAGCGUUGGCACUCGCGCCCAGUCGAGAGCUUGCUCGUCAGAUUUUGGGUGUCAUCACUCAUAUGGGACAGUUCAUGGACGGACUCAAGACCAUGGCUGCUAUUCCUGACCCGUCACGCAGGGGACAGCAGUUUAACGCGCAGGUCUUAGUUGGCACACCAGGAACAGUCCAGGACAUGCUCAGGCGGCGGUUGAUCAACUCCAAGUACAUCAAGAUCCUCGUCUUGGACGAGGCGGACAACAUGCUGGAUCAGCAGGGUCUGGGUGACCAAUGUACCCGUGUCAAGGCACUGCUACCCAAGGAUAUUCAGACUGUUCUCUUCUCCGCUACCUUCCCGCCCAAUGUCAUCGCAUAUGCGAAGCGCUUCGCACCUAACGCAAACACGCUCACUCUGGCACACGAGGAGUUGACCAUUGAAGGUAUCAAGCAACUGUACAUUGACAUCGACAAGGACAACGACAAGUACGCCACUCUGCUCAAGUUCUAUGGCCUGAUGACACAAGCUUCGUCCAUCAUUUUCGUGCGUACACGAAAGACUGCUGAGGAGCUGGAGCAGCGCAUGGUGGCCGAGGGCCACAAGGUCGCGCAACUGAGCGGUGCUCUCGAGGGUCCCGAGCGUGACCGUAUCAUUGACCAGUUCCGUUCUGGUGAAGCCAAGGUUCUCAUUACUACCAACGUCCUCGCGCGUGGUAUCGAUGUACAGUCCGUCACCAUGGUUAUCAACUAUGAUGUUCCGACCAUGGCGAACGGCAUCGAUGCAGACCCCGAAACCUACCUCCACCGCAUUGGUCGUACCGGUCGUUUUGGACGUGUCGGUGUUGCUUUGACCUUUGUACACGACAAGGCAAGCUGGCAGCAACUGCACGCGAUCGCAUCAUACUUCAGGACCGACCUACACCCCAUCGAUACAUCAGACUGGGACGCUGUCGAAGAGAUGAUUCAGACCGUUAUCAAGUCCUCACGAGCCGGAAAGACGACGGAAGAGAUGACGGAAAUGAUUACCAAGGGAUCAUAAAAUGGUUUGGGCAUGGAAGAAUUUAUGACGUCAGGACUAGGUUGCAGGUGCUUGUAGGAUAUAUGUGUUCGAUCUACAGGACUGGCACAGGUUUGUAUCUGCAAGAGACGACAUUUUGCGGUGAAUGCAUAUGUGGGAGUUCGGACGAAGAAGGAAAAAAGGAAAGGCAUUACGUACGAGGGAAAUGAAUCAAAGAUACCCAAACUUAAAGCAAGCAAGCAAGCGAGUUUACU
Molecule: messenger RNA, 1862 nt
Organism: Bipolaris maydis ATCC 48331
Lineage: Eukaryota; Fungi; Ascomycota; Dothideomycetes; Pleosporales; Pleosporaceae
Product: P-loop containing nucleoside triphosphate hydrolase protein
Biological process (GO): poly(A)+ mRNA export from nucleus
Cellular component (GO): cytoplasmic stress granule; nucleus
Molecular function (GO): RNA helicase activity; ATP binding; RNA binding
Source: RefSeq, a predicted model, not a curated record